UCCUUGUCAUUAUCACUUUCCAUUGUUGGGCCAUUCUAUCUGUUGAUUAGAAACUAAAAGAUUACGCUUUAAUAAAAGGAGUUCUUUUUUUUUCUAUAAAAUUGGGAAUUUAUUUCAAUUGGAAACAAAGAACCAGCCAUUUUUCUUCUUUUAAUUGGGCUAAAUAAACAAUCACUUUUAAGUGUACAGAGGAGUUGGGGCAAUUUAGGGAAGAUCCUCUUGAAAUUCUGAAGGGUGUCUGUCUUAUUCUAAAGCAAAUCUCACUAGUGGUUUCUUUGUGGGGGUUCGUACCUAAUCUAACUAUGACAUGAUGGAUUAAAUGAACUAAAAGUUGGACAUGGGAUAUGAGUUUGGUGCAAUAAGCAACCUCUUUAAAGAAUUAUUAUGGAUGAGAAAAAAUUACAGGAAAAAGCAAGGUGUGGGUCACCUUGAAGCAUCUUUUUCAACUAAGCAUAAGAAAGACCCUUUCCACUUUCCUGUUACCAGUUUGAGAUGCUCUUUCUUCACCCUCCAAACUGAAGCAUCUCAAGGAGAUGGGGUUGCUCCAUCAGUAGUUCAGCAGCUACAACAGGAGGCAGGAGGUGACCUUUUCAGUGUUUACAUAAGGCAUAGAGAAGCUAUGGUUUUUCCUGGUCAGGCUAAGAAGGAGGUCCCGAGAGUUGAACUCAACAAGCCAAAGAGCUUGUUGCUUCCUGGAACUUGCCUUGCCUCUGUUGGAUCCUUAUCGAUGCCUCUUGUCCACGAAGUUGUUCUCUCAGCAGAUAUCCGAUGUGCAGAGUGUCAAAGAAGAAUAGCUGACAUAAUGUCAAGAAUGAAUGACACAGAUUCUGUUUUGGUUAAUGUGUUGGAGAAGAAGGUAACACUCACUUGUAGAUAUCCUGGUAUUGUUAACUUAGCUUCAAGGCAGGUUCCUGCUAUUUACAGGAAUCCUGUAAGCACAAUGGCCAUGAUCAAGAGGAUUUUUCGCUCUUCCCGGAGCAGCUCUGUUGCAUGGUGAUGAGAGUUAACAUUGACUGCCAUGGCUGUUACAGGAAAAUGAGAAGAAUCCUUCUUAAUAUAAAAGAAGUAGAGACACAUGUGAUCGAGAAGCAGCAAUGCAGGGUAAGCGUAUGCGGGAGGUUUAGACCCUCAGAUGUGGCAAUAAAGAUAAGAAAGAAGAUGAACCGUAGAGUAGAGAUACUGGAAAUCCAGGAGAUCAGC
Messenger RNA from Theobroma umbraticum, 1200 nucleotides. The record is from RefSeq and is a predicted model, not a curated record. Lineage: Eukaryota; Viridiplantae; Streptophyta; Magnoliopsida; Malvales; Malvaceae.